AUGACCAUAGACGCAUCUCCAAACGUGCUAACAUCAGUAGCGAGCAUAAUGGCGCCCGAGCUGCCCUUGAUACUCUCUCUUAUUUUCGGUGGAUGUUGCAGCAAUGUCUUCGCUCUUGAAGUCAUUGUCAAAGAUGUACCGAAAAGUGGACACUUGGUGACUUUUGGACAGUUUCUAUUUGUUGCACUGGAAGGUUUAAGGCACCAAUUGGAGUGGGGAGAAGGACUAUUGCCUAUACGUUUAAAGAAGACCAAAGUGCCUUUGUCACGGUGGAUGCUCAUGGUGGCAUUAUUCUUCGCAGUCUCUGUACUCAACAAUCUUGCACUUGGAUACCGGAUAUCAAUGCCCUUACACAUCAUUUUCCGCAGUGGUGGUUUAUUUACUAGCAUGGUGAUGGGCGCACUCGUUCUACGGAAACGAUAUCCUCUCGGUCAGGUGGUCGGUGUAGGACUAGUCACUCUUGGUGUGAUCUGGGCAACGUUGGAUAAUGCGGGAAUGGAUAAUGACUCUCAGGAAAAUGCAGGGUCAACAGCCGAGUUUAUGACAGGCAUUGCUAUCUUGGUGGUGGCUAUGAUUCUAUCAGCCUUGAUGGGCUUGUUACAGGAACUCACUUAUAAGAAAUAUGGCAAGCAGUGGCGUGAAGGAUUAUUUUAUACUCACUUUUUGGCGCUUCCGUUCUUCAUGCUAUUUUAUAAGGACCUGGUAGCCAAUGCCACCAUUUACUCAUCAUCUGCCGUUGCACCAUUACCGGCACUCUUUGAGCAAGUGCCUGUACUGGGUCAUGCGCUGAAUACAUUGCUGCCGACUCCGAUUCAUGACAUGCUUAACCGUAUCCAAAUACCCAAGUUAUGGGCUUUUCUUGCUCUCAAUGUUUUAACCCAGUAUGCGUGCAUUGCAGGCGUGAACAGGAUGACCGCAGUGGCAAGCUCCUUGACUUUGAAUCUUGUACUUAAUCUACGCAAAUUCACAUCACUUUUAUUAUCCAUAUUAUACUUUGAUAACGAAUUUGGAACAGGUGCUAAGAUGGGAACAUGUCUCGUGAUUGCUGGCACCGUCGUCUACACGCAUGCUGGCAUUCGACAAUCCAAAACUAGUGUUUCGAGUAGAGAAAAGACUAACUAG
This is a messenger RNA of Lichtheimia ornata, 1122 nucleotides long. RefSeq lists its product as uncharacterized. Gene Ontology annotation, cellular component: Golgi membrane; endoplasmic reticulum membrane. Gene Ontology annotation, biological process: transmembrane transport. The record is from RefSeq and is a predicted model, not a curated record. Lineage: Eukaryota; Fungi; Mucoromycota; Mucoromycetes; Mucorales; Lichtheimiaceae. The transcript is spliced from 6 exons. The coding region runs from base 1 to 1122 and encodes 373 amino acids. Gene Ontology annotation, molecular function: UDP-N-acetylglucosamine transmembrane transporter activity.